AUGUCGUUCGAAAUAGGCACCCGAGUCAAAAGUGAAGGAGUUCUGAACAUGAAAAGUAGAGAAUUCUGUCUUUUCAGCUAGUUCGGGAAAUGGAAAAGUAGUAUUUUGUGGGCAAACGAAGUUCGCAGAAGGAGAUUGGGUCGGUGUGAUUCUCGAUACGGCGACUGGAAAGAACAACGGAACGGUGCAAGGAGUGCAGUACUUCCAAUGCGAGGCCAACUUCGGAGUUUUUGUGAAAGCCGCCGCAGUCGAGCUGGAUGACGUUAAGAAGCCAUCGGGGCUAAAGGCGCCAAUGGCAGCCGCCUUUCGGAAGGAUUCCAGUGUUAUGAGCAGGUCUGCCGGAUCCAAAGCUUCUCCCGGGGUUCGUUUAAAUCUUCGCUUCAUUUCAAAGAAAUCUGAGCUUCAGUCAAGUCCUGGCAUGUCCCCAGCUGCUAGCUCAGAGAAAUUAACUGGACGUCAAACGGGAAUGGGCCCCAGAUCGAUGUCGAAGUUGGCGGAUCCAAACGAGGUGAGUAAAGGGACCAUGGCAGAAAGGGGUGGAGAGAAAAGAUUGUAGAAGAAGCGGUCGACGACACCGCAGAAUGCUAGGUCUCCAGCACCACCGAAUAACUCGACGGUAAAUCAAAAUAAACGCAGAUUUGCUCGUUUAUCAGUUUAAUGGUUAUUCCGAAGUGGUUUUGCUCAGAUUAGCCUCUUUCUUUCGAGCAAAUUCUUCAUUUUCUGAUCGCAUUGAACGGAAUCAUGCUUUAAUUUAGUUCGCAUAUGUUGCUCAUUCGUUUUGAUUUCCCGCUCACCCCAUAUUUUGUGCCUGUCGCCCCCUUCCUUGUAUUGUUCCGUACCUGCUUUUUGUUCGUUUCAGUCGAGAAUGGUCCGCGAGUUCUCCAACCUUUCGCAGUCUUCUGUUGCUUCGAGUCGUGCCAGUGUGUCUGCUACUAAACCUAGGGUUUGUAUUCCUUAAUCCGACUCGUUCUUUUACAAAUUAAAUUGUUUUAGCCGCAAUUCCAGGCUCCAGAUGCAGCUUCCCGCAGACAGAGUAUCGCUCCUCCGAAGAAGAUUUCCACUGCCAACGGUAUUUUGCGAUUUCGUUCAGUUCAAUCACUUUCUCAAUUUCAGUUCCUUCUAUUAAACCGACAUCCGUUGCCACACCGAAACCGAAAGCAACGCCAGCUGCAGAAAAGUCUAAAGAACUGAAUCCGGAGCUUCCGGGCGAGCUUCCGCCGCCGACAAUGACUGCAUCGGGAACGGAACUGCCGAUUGAAAGUGUGCUCGCGAGGGCCAAGAAAAUAGACGAUGUGAGUUAGUUUUCGCGGGUAUUCAGGAAACUUGUGACAUAUUUAGAACUGUGACGGUUUGUCAGAAGAAGAUGAAGAGGAUCAAAGCGGUUGCCGCUCAAGGUCCUCUUCUAUUCUGACCGUGAUAACGGUAGGUCGAAAGACAGCUUUCCGUUCUCUAAUGACUGCAUUGUUCCGUUGAGAAUAUGUUUCAGCUAAAAAAAACCGUAUUUCUUUGCAGACGGGACCAGCUGCUCCAAUGUCGCCGAUCUCAACGACUGCCGCUGCUGCUCACCCUCGCACUACUUCAGUUUCAACUGUUGUCGACAAUUCGACUGAAUUGGAAUAUCUGAGGCACGAAACGAAAGAGCUCAAUGAGAAAUUGGAGUCACUACGAGCAAAGAGGAAGGAAGACCAGACGAAAUUGGUGGAAUUCGAGAGAGUUUCAUUCGAAUAUCGGACUCUGCAGGAAGUGAAAAGCCGGCAGAACGAUAAGAUUAUCGAUCUCGAACGACAGCUCUUGGAGGAGAGGAACUCGGCAGAAAAACUGAAGGCUGAGUAUGAAAGCGAGAGAGACACGAUAACGGAGCAUCAAGAGAUGAUGGAGAUGGCGACGAUAGAGAAGGAGUUGGCCGAAGAAAAGGCGGACGGACUGCAGAAUGAAGUGCAGGUUCUGACGGAGAAGAUCGAGACUAUGGAAGCAGAAUUAGAGAUUCUGAAGGAGGAGAUGGCGACUGGCGGAGGAACGGCUCAGAUCGGGAACAGUGUCCAGAUGAAGCAGAUUGAGCAGCAGAACGACAAACUCAAAGAGGCGCUCAUAAAACUACGAGACCUGAAUGCGCAAGCCACUCUGGACAAGAAUAAGGCUGUAGAAGAGGCGGAACGACUGAAAACGGAGAAUCAGGAGCUCGUGCGAGUGGCAGAAACCCUAAAAAGGCAGGCUGAAAUCGCCGAAUCGAAGAUCGCUGGAUUCCAGGAACAGGUGAGUACGGAUGUCUGUUCGAUUGUUGUAUCACACGUUUUCGGUUUAAUUAGCCUCAUUUGAACCAUUGUGGCUUUCAUUGAUUUCUCGUGCUUGCAGAUAGAGUUUUCGAAUAUGUGGGAAGAGGUAGAUUUGAAAGCUCAUAGAAUACAUCGUGACGUACUUUUGGGCUUGAAUUAUUAGAGAUAUCGCAUCGGUUUUGUGAUUGGACCGUGUUGCACGUUUGGGAAAUCUUUUCUCGGCCUUCUGGAAGUAUAAACAGCUAGAAUCUUACUGAUGGCAUUUCAGAUCGAUGCAGCGAUGGGAGCAGAAGCAAUGGUCACUCAGCUGACCGAUAAAAACUUCAAUAUGGAGGAGAGAAUUACGUAAGUUUUCCGUUGGCAGACCAGAGGUUACCGGUCCAUUUCAGACAGCUGGAAGAGCUCAUCGAAGACAUGGAAGAGGCGAAAGAUCUGGACGAGCAGCUGAUGGAAGUGCAGAAGCAGCAGGAAAGGGAUUUGAUGAAGGAGAUCGAACAGAUCAAGAUCCAUGCUCACGAGCUGAACGCACGUAUUCGCGAUGAGCAGAAGCACGCUGUUGAGCUCUCUCAGACCAUUCUCAAGUUCCGUGAACGUACUGCCAAUUUGAAUUCUCAGAUUCAAGACCAGAAAGAUCAGAUUCUGAGUCUAGAGGAGAGCCUCCACGGACAGAUCAGCGAGGACAACGACCGCGCUUCGAUGGUCAAUCAACUUCAGCUCUCGGCUAACCGCAACUUUGCCGAAUGCGUUGAGCGACAUGUUAAUGCCAUCGAAGUGGAGUACGCACGUCGUCAAGCAGGAUACCUGAAGGCGUUCCUUCCGGACAAUUUUGCUCGUGUUGGAGGAGAAAACGAUUCCAUUCUGAUGGUAGUGAUGCUUCCUCGUCUCGCCGCAAAAACUGUGCUGUUCUCCACGCUGACUGCUCAAUGCGUAAGUUCUGGAAGCUUAUUCUAAGAUCUAAUUGUUAAUCUUAUUCAGUAUCCACAAGUUCCGGGAGGUAUGCGACGAGAGCACGUCACAAAAUCGCACAAAGGAGAGCAAUGGGCUCACGUGGCUCGUGUUGCCUACUUAGCUCAGUCAAUUGUCGCGGCUCUCGGAAAGGUCGAAAGUGCGAUCAGUGAAACGACCGUGGAAGUGCUCAUAAAACUAACGGAGUCUUUCGGCGAGAUGUCGACGCACGAGAGGACCGUCGAUCAGUACCUCGAGCUUCUAAAGAGUGCCCGGUUCGACGAGAACACUUCUCUCGAUAACUUUGCCCGACCACUCACUUAUUUCCAAAACGUCUUCUCGUUGCACAUCGGUGGAGACGGAUUUAACGCUGCCCAAUGGGUCUCAGCGCUCUGUGCUUCUCUCACCGCCGGAUUGGCGUAUUGUCGCAUCAAUACCCAACGGAUCUCCUACUUCUUGCAGGCAAGCAUUCAGAACCUGUUCCUUUUCGAAAUGUUUUAAAUUCAGGAGUCAAUUACCGCCGGAGAGGUGUACAAUCUUCUGCAAUCAUUGAACGAUGAGUUCGCUGCGUGCGAAUCUGUCAUCCUGAAAGCGUCCCGUAGAUUGCCUGCAAACGGAUCCGAUCAGCAGAAGAUCAUCAAACUGGAGCCGGAUUUCACUGAAGAACUUCUGAACGCACUGGCGCAAUUGGACAAAAUGGCAUCAACACUGCAAGAAGUUUGCACGAACGGAGCGCACAAUUUCGGAGGAAUCUCCGAGACGGAAGGAUUCGACGAGAAGAGGGUCAAGGAAAUGAUUCACGCGGUCGUUGCGAAACACAGCGGGUACAUUGCCAUGGAAAACGCGUUUGAUCCUAUCCGAGCUGUUAUGAGAUCUCUUCGCGAAAGCCUCGAGAAAAUGGGCAGCGUAAUUGAUUCGGGAGUGAUGGAACAGAACGGACCCGAGAAGAAGGCGUUCCCGCCACUUCUGGAUCGUGCUCAUCACCGGAAGCAGGCUGCCCAAGAGGCCGAAGGACUCCGUUGGCAGAUGGAGAAGAAAGAUAACGAGAUGCUGGAAUUGCGGAAGCAGGUGAAGGCAAGAAUCGAGGACGUCUCCAACUACAAACUGAGGCUCGAGAUGGCCGAAUCGAGAAUUAAUUCGACGGAUAAGGCAGAAGGGGACAAAGUGAAACAUAUGGAAGAGAAGAUCAAUCAGAUGGUGGCCGAUCAUCGCAGAAAGCAAAUGUCAGUUCCCCACUUUACAGCUCUUUCGCAGUAUUUUUUUGUUUUACAGUGAAUUCGAUGAGUCUAUGGACGCCUUGCAACGAGAGAUGAAAGAAAUAGAAGAAGAGAAUCUGGAGCUGAAGCAGAGAGCCACAAAGAUCAGCAAGGAGACGUUAUGGAAGAACAUAAAGUCGAUGGAGACACAUUCUGUCGGAGGGGUAGCCGCCAUUCCGUCAUUGGCCGAUGAGCACGGAGUCUCUCGCGGAGAAUUGAUCUUCUUGGAACAGCAGCUGAGCAAGCAGACCGACGCGCGCAAGAGAGCCGAAUUGGAAGUGCGCAAGCUGACCGGUGAACUUGCUCAGACCGGAUCGAAACGGUUUUCCGCAGUCCCGGGGCUCAUUUCGGGGCCAAUCACGCUGGAAUCACAGUCGAGACAAGACACGCUCCUGAAGUUGAUCGACAAUUUGCACGACGAAUCGCUGCGUUUGAGACGGGAAGAAGUGAAUCAUCAGGCGUACGUGCCGUCGAAUCCGAAAAUAUCGACUGGCAAGAUGCUGGAAGAGAUGGAGGAGUUCAACACGAAACGGGAACAAUUCUACGACCGCCUCAACUCGGUUUGUCAUCCGAUUUGAGAGAACGCCUUCUGAAUUAUGUUUUUUUUUCUGCAGGUGAACCGACGUCUCCGUCGUGUUUGGUUCGAUGCAUGGGGAGAGGAGUAUCCGUUCGACGUCUCCAGUUCCGUCCGUCCGGUCGUCGUCGCUGAACCUAAGAAGUUCGAAGAGAUCAGUGCGAAGUGGGGAAUCGUCUGGUAG
This is a messenger RNA of Caenorhabditis sp. 36 PRJEB53466, 5232 nucleotides long. The record is from the annotation of a GenBank genome assembly. Lineage: Eukaryota; Metazoa; Nematoda; Chromadorea; Rhabditida; Rhabditidae.